AGCAGAUGGCGCCUGAUGUUAUGACGCAAAAUACAUUCAAGCUGUGGGUGUUUCCACAAUGUCUCAAUCCGAGUGGGGUCAGUCCACGGAAACAGCAGCGCAGCAGACAUGUUCCUGUACCUUCUGGGCUUGGUGGUCCUCUUCUUCCUGUACCGCUGGAUCAGGGAGCUUCCCAGGGUGUCCGACAAAGGCAGCAAGUAUGUUUACAUCACAGGCUGCGACAGCGGCUUCGGUAACCUUCUGGCUCGCCAUCUGGACAAGAAGGGCUUCCGCGUAAUGGCGGGGUGUUUCACCGAGAAGGGGGAGGAGGACCUGAAGAAGUCCUGCUCCGGCAGCCUGAUGACCGUACACCUGGAUGUCACCUCACAGGACAGCAUCGCUAAGGUUGCAGCCACCAUUAAGGACAAAGUGGGCGAGCGUGGUCUGUGGGCCGUCGUGAACAACGCAGGUGUGGCCGUCCCUUCUGGCCCAUGCGACUGGCACACCCUGGACGACUACAAAUCUAUGCUGGACGUGAACCUGAACGGGGUGAUCGGUGUGACCCUGAGCGUCCUGCCGCUGAUAAAGAAGGCCAGAGGAAGAGUGGUGAACGUAGCUAGCGUGUUUGGGAGGAUUAGCCUCACCGGGGGCCCCUACUGUGUGUCAAAGUACGGCGUGGAGGCUUUCAAUGACAGCCUGAGGUUAAAUAUGGCCCCUUUUGGUGUCAAAGUCCUCUGCAUUGAGCCGGGCUUCUUCAAAACCAACGUGACCGACAGCGCCAUCCACACCAGAAACGUGACCAUGUUGUGGGAGAGACUUCCACAGGAGGUCAGAGACGACUACGGGAGCUCUUAUCUCCAAAAAGCGAUAGCAGAGGUAAAAGACAAAGUCCCGAAGAUGAGCGACGGGGAUCUGAUGAAGGUGGUCAGCUGUAUGGAGCACGCCGUGUCCGCCAUCUGUCCACGCAAGCGCUACUCCCCCGGCUGGGAUGCCAAGUUUUUAUGGCUUCCGCUGUCAUACAUGCCGUCCUCCUUCACUGAUUACAUCAUCCUAAAGGGAGCCAUCCCCAUCGCCAAGCAGAUCCAGUAACGCUGCGUGGUUUGGAGAGGUUUGUGGGUCUGGGAACCUUCUCCAGGAUUAAUGAUCCUCCCUCAAGGCUGCCUUAUCUUCAUGCUCGCUGCUUUGAUGAUAGGCUCAUGCUCAAGGUUAAGGAAAAGUAAUAAAAACAACUUACGUUAGACUUCAUGACAGAGUACACAUUCCUCAGGACUUGGACGGUGUCCGUGCUUAUUGGUGGACAUCCACGACCAGAAGUAAAUUUUCAUUGCAUUCAUUUUUUUUAACCUCUUUUAAUUUUCAUGCAGCAUAAAAACAAUAAAAAGUGCUGUUUCAAAAAAUGGUGAUUCAGUUCUUGGUCCUGAUCGAUCAAUAA
Molecule: messenger RNA, 1411 nt
Organism: Melanotaenia boesemani (Boeseman's rainbowfish)
Lineage: Eukaryota; Metazoa; Chordata; Actinopteri; Atheriniformes; Melanotaeniidae
Product: retinol dehydrogenase 7-like
Exons: 5
Coding region: 109-1068 (319 amino acids)
Molecular function (GO): oxidoreductase activity
Source: RefSeq, a predicted model, not a curated record